UUUCCUAUUGUCGAGCCUUGAGGUUUUCAAGCAGGUUGGUGGCCAUUUCAAUGAUGUCCUCAUUGAUGUUGUUCAUUCUGGAAAGAGAAUUUGAUUAGUUGGCGACAAUGUUAACUUCAGUGUGGAUGUCAAUCAGGAAAGAUAUUGGAAGCACAAACACAUGGUACAUAUGUUUGCCUCAGCAGCUUUUAUAUCUGAACAUUACUUUAUGUCUAAACCAGAAAUUCCAGAAAUAUCCCUUGCUCAUCUCGCAAUCAACAAUGUCUUACUAUCUCAGGCAGAGUAUUGUUUGCUUAGACACGGUGUAGUAAGCAUUGUGGCACAUACACUAAGCAAAUAUCUACCUCAUCUAGGAUUUGUGAAAGAUUCUGUGCCUGUAACCUUAGCCCCGAGAAUCAACUUUUCUGUGACAAAAGUUAUCCCAUUGACAGUACUGCCAUAUAAUGAGCAAUAUUACAAGGACACUAUUAAAAUCUUGGAUUCAUAUGAAAAUAUCAUUACUGAUAUUAAUCAAGUGGCAUGUCAUCAAAAACAGUUCCAAAUUGGAGGAGAUCAGCUAACACAAGAGUGCUUCUCAGGAGCAAUGAAACUUCGACUUAGAAAUCAAGAUGCAAGAAAGAGAUUUGAGCAUUUGAGUCCUACUACUUUUGAAUUGUUCCAUCUUGGGAUGAACUUUCUAGAAAAAUCUAUCAUUUGUGUCUUGUGGAAUGAAGAUGACACAAGAGGUCAGGCAGACUUACGCACCCCAGCAGACUUACAGAUGGAGUGGCUUGUGAGAGAAGAAAAGAAGCAUAUAAAGCAUAUGUACUCAAACAAGACAGAAAGUAACAUUAUGUCCCGUUCAUCCGCUCUGUCAGGAAUUCAUGACAUUGCAGAACAGUUUGAUAGAACUGCAUGCACACUUGUGGGAUCAAAUACACAGAAAAGAACAAGUGCAGAUGAAGAUGAACUCUACAUCAUUGAUGAUCUUCACAAAGUUAUGCCUUUUGACCAUCAAGAGGGUCGAGCCUACAUAAAAUUUCCUGAUAUCCCAAAGUCACAGGUGAAAAACUCCAGGACUUGUUCAAAAAUAAAAUAA
Haliotis rufescens (red abalone) is the source of this 1078-nucleotide messenger RNA. RefSeq lists its product as uncharacterized. The transcript has 2 exons. Bases 161 to 1078 code for a protein of 305 amino acids. Lineage: Eukaryota; Metazoa; Mollusca; Gastropoda; Lepetellida; Haliotidae. The record is from RefSeq and is a predicted model, not a curated record.